AUGGUGGAUGGCGGCCAGGAAAGACGGCCGCUGCGCAUAAAUCUUUAUAGGGCAGCAAACCAAGUCUCCUGCCUGGGCUCAGGGCCAGGCACGACAGCCCGAAGGGUCACAAAUUCCCCUACUAUCUACUGCUUUAUCUUUAUUACGUGUUUGCUGAUUUGGGAAACGGGUGGAGUGGGACAGGUGGGGAAACCUGGGCUCCCACAGUCCUGCCCUUGGAAGGGGCUGACAUAUUUUGCUUUAUUCAUCCCCCAGAAACCCAUUACUCACAGGUUUGGCAAGGCAGAUCUGGGUCCCAGGCUCCCCCACCUUUUACCUGCAGUGUGCAGUGUGGCUCCUGAGCAUUUGUGGAAGCACAGAAAGACAGCCUGGAGAGAGGUGCUGGGGCUGCUGGUGUGGGCCUUGAUUGCUGACACUCCGUACCACCUGUAUCCUGCCUAUGGCUGGGUCAUGUUUGUCGCUGUCUUCCUCUGGCUGGUUACAAUCGUCUUCUUCAUCAUCUACCUGUUCCAGCUGCACAUGAAAUUGUACAUGGUGCCCUGGCCGUUGGUGUUAAUGAUCUUUUUUGUGGCUGCCACCGUUCUCUAUAUUACUGCCUUUAUCACUUGCGCUGCGGCGGUCAAUCUGACAUCCCUGAAGGGCUCCCGGCCAUACAACCAGCGCUCAGCUGCCUCUUUUUUUGCUUGCCUGGUGAUGAUUGCCUAUGGAGUGAGCGCUUUCUUCAGCUUCCAGGCCUGGCGAGGAGUGGGCAGCAAUGCAGCCACGAGUCAGAUGGCUGGGGGCUACUCUUAGGUAGGCCGUGCUGUGGCCUAAGCUAUCUGAGCACAGGGUUGAAAGGUUCAGGCAUUAUGCUGGCCUGCCCCUAUUACCUGGUGGAAUCCACUCAGGCAGAACCCUGGUCAGCCCAAGGUUCCAUGGGAACUAAGUCUGCACGCAGGUACAGAGAACCCCUUUAAAAGAUAGGCCCCUGCCCAUUUACGCUCUCUGUUCCCGUUCUCUGUCCUGCUCUCUGUUCCCGCUCUCUAUGUUCUCUGUUCCCCCGCUCUACUAUGUCUCCCACCUAUGCUCUCGCUCUGUCUCUCUAUGGCAACCGGCCAUGGCGGUCAGCCAUUUACCCUGUUCCUCUUCUUAGUCUCCCCAUUCUGCCGGGCCUUGUAAUAAACUUAUA
This is a messenger RNA of Cricetulus griseus (Chinese hamster), 1168 nucleotides long. NCBI's taxonomy places the organism in Eukaryota, Metazoa, Chordata, Mammalia, Rodentia, Cricetidae. The record is from RefSeq and is a predicted model, not a curated record.